AGUACGUCGCAUGUACUAGAAAGGAGAAGAGGCGAAUCAUACGGCGGUGAUUAUCGCAAAUUGGAAUGACAGUUCGCUGGUGUUGAAUAAACGCGCGCGCGCGCGCGCGUUUAUUUUACGCUCCCGUAUCUCGGGCCUGUCAUCAGUCUCGGUCCGAUACGAGAAGCGAUAGCUAGUUAACGCAGAUAGAUAGAUCAGUGUAAGUGUUUUCUUCCUUUUUUUUUCGCGACGAGAUAUCAUGAAUAACGAAGAGUUGAAGACGAUCGAGUUGCGCGAGCUGCAGCCGAUACUUAGCCGCACGUUCGGCGAUCAGCUGAUCGUGGUCCGUUAUACCACCAAGAACCUGUUGCAGCCAGGCGAGAAUUACGGGAGUACCAUAUUCGACGUUCACGCUGUCAUUAAGCGUAAUGACGAAGCGGAGGAGGAGGAUCUUUACUUGGUGGCGAAGAUGCCGCCGCCGACGCAAUUUCAACGAAAGAUCUUUGACAGUCCGUAUUCGUUCAGAAAGGAGAUCUUCAUGUACGAAGUCAUCCUGCCCCAUUACAAUAAGUUGGAGCGUGACUCCGGUUUGAAGGAGGACGAACUAUUCAACAUACUGCCUAAAUACUAUCAAUCCCGAUUGUCGCUGGAUCCGAACGUCGACUUCGACGAUAAUGCCGUUAUUCUAAUGGAGAAUUUGAAAAAACGCGGCUAUUACAUCUGCGAUAGAACUAAAGGAUGUGACUUCGAGCACGCGAGAAUCGCUAUACGGGCGAUGGCAAGAUUUCACGCUCUAGGAAUGGCCGUCAAGUACAAGCAACCGGAGUACUUUGAGGUGCUGAAGGAACAUAGCAAGUGCAUAAAAUUGGAAACCGAGGAUUUCGCACACAUGCAAAGUGACAUACUGAAGAGGAUAGCGGAGGAUCCGGAGAUAGCCGUUCACGUCGAUCGAUGCAACGCGGCGAUGACCAACUCGUUUAAAUACGGUUUGUGGGACGCCCUGCCCGACGAGCCCUGGUCCACCAUCAUCCACUCGGACUUCUGGGUGAACAACAUCAUGUUCCAUCGUGACGAGAACGGCCGAGUGGACAACGUCAAGUUCGUUGACUUUCAGAAUUAUUUGUUUUUCAAUCCGCUGCGCGAGAUGGUCUUCUACCUGUUCUCCAGCACGAAUGUGAGCGACGAUCGCAUCGAGCAGCUGAUGGAUCUCUAUCACGAGACAUUCGUGGCCGUCCUGACCCAAAUGGGUUGCGACACCGAGUCGUUCACGAGAGAGAAGUUUGACGCCAAGCUAGCGAGCGACGCCAAGUUCGAGUUUAUGCAUUUGAUCUUCAUGCUCAAGAUACUCACGUUGAAUGUGCAAGAGGAUGAGUUCAGCACAAAGGAUAUGAGGAAUUUUAUGAGGACCUAUCAAGGCAACGAAGCAUUCGUCCAACGGCAGCGCAAAAUUAUAUCGUAUUUUGUUCAGCGCGAUUGGAUUUAAUACAAUUGGCUCCCUAAAUGUUAAAUUAUAUACAUAUAUAUUAUUAUAUACACAUAAUUAUAUAUUAUAUACACAUAAUUAUUUAUCACGCACGGUAACGUAAUGCGAUUGAUUACGUUAUCAUACAUGUUCUUUGACUCUUUCUAUGUAUUAUGAUAGUGAUAAGGAGAUGACAUAAAUUUUACAGAGAAAUAGAGAUAUAUGAUGUAACAAGUUUGAGAUAUAUAAAAUAUAUUUUUAUAUAAAAACUC
This is a messenger RNA of Cataglyphis hispanica, 1713 nucleotides long. RefSeq lists its product as uncharacterized. The record is from RefSeq and is a predicted model, not a curated record. The transcript has 2 exons. The coding region runs from base 239 to 1462 and encodes 407 amino acids. NCBI's taxonomy places the organism in Eukaryota, Metazoa, Arthropoda, Insecta, Hymenoptera, Formicidae.